This is a messenger RNA of Prorocentrum cordatum, 435 nucleotides long. NCBI's taxonomy places the organism in Eukaryota, Dinophyceae, Prorocentrales, Prorocentraceae. The record is from the annotation of a GenBank genome assembly.
AUGAGCGACCCGCUCCUGAGGUGGGCACCGGAGGUCGACAGGAUCUACGAUGAAGGUGGGCAGGUCCCACCAGGAGCGAUCCCGCCCGAAUCCCAUCGCUUCAGACCGACGCCUUUGGGAUUGAAUUUCACCAUGGGCCCAGGGCUCCGGUGGGUCAGAGCAGCGACGGUCUUCACACUUAUCAUGUGGAUGCUCCUCAUGCUUAUUGCGUACACCCAGUUGACAUGCGACCUCGAGACGCUCGACGCUCGUGCCGCAAAGUACCCCAUGUGGGUCAUGGCCAUCAUGCCCGUGUUGUCAUCUGUGGUCGUACUCGCGGAAGCGAAGGCCCUGAUGUAUUGCAUGCGGCCGUUCAAAGAGUUACGGAGUGAUGCUGGCUUGACAGAGGCCCGACUCGGCAUACUCGGUAUUUUCAAAGUCAGCGAUACGAAGUAG